ACCCCAAAACUGCCUCCUCGACCCCAAUAACUGCCUUCAUAUAUAGUUAUCGUUAAAGUAAUAAAUCCCUGAUGUUUCUUGGCAAUAGUUAGGCGUCAAAAACCGGUAAAUACGAGGCUGUGAGUACGAUAACCUGGCAACAUCCCUCCCCCCCUCAGUUUCGUCCCUGUCAGCUGUGGUGGAUGUGUGGAGCCGUGGCCGUGGUCUUUGAAUGCCCGUAUCUCCCUUAUUUUAGCGACCUGUCUCCACUAGCACUGUGCAAAGCCGCCCUCAGAGUCUCCAGGAAAGUGUCGUGACAGCUUUUGAAUGGUGCAAAGUGUAAUGCCAAGUAUUACGGGGCCUUUCGUGCUGGGCGGAGGCAGCAGCAGCACAGGCGACCGAGAUGGAGUGGACGGCGGGGGCUCACGGGGCGGCGGCAGGGGUAGUGGAGGUCACCGGCCUAUGUCCAAUGAGGAGUGUGGCAUCCGGGAGGUUUGGGCACACAACAUGGAAGAAGAGUUUCACCACAUCCGUCGCAUCGUACACCAGUAUCCCUACGUGGCCAUGGACACCGAGUUCCCCGGUGUGGUGGCGAGGCCCAUUGGAGAGUUCAGAAGCAAUGCAGACUACCAAUACCAGCUGCUGCGAUGCAAUGUUGACCUCCUCAAGAUCAUCCAGCUGGGUCUCACCUUCCUUGAUGAACAGGGCAAGACACCACCAGGCUUUAGCACCUGGCAAUUCAAUUUCAAAUUCAAUCUUACAGAGGACAUGUAUGCCCAGGACAGCAUAGACCUUCUCCAGAACUCCGGCCUACAGUUUAAGAAGCAUGAGGAGGACGGUAUUGAACCCGUUAACUUUGCUGAGCUCCUCAUGACCUCCGGCAUUGUGCUGUUCGACAACAUAAAGAUGCUCUCCUUCCACAGUGGGUAUGACUUUGGCUACUUGUUGAAGCUUUUGACAGACCAGAACCUGCCUUCAGAAGAGAGUGAUUUCUUUGAACUCCUGAGGCUUUAUUUUCCUUCGAUUUAUGAUGUUAAGUACCUGAUGAAGUCCUGCAAGAACCUGAAGGGAGGCUUGCAGGAGGUGGCAGAGCAGUUGGAGCUGGAGCGGGUGGGCCCCCAGCACCAGGCUGGCUCUGACUCCCUCCUAACUGGCGCAGCGUUCUUCAAAAUGAAAGAAAUGUUCUUCGAGGACAAAAUCGACGAUGCCAAGUACUGUGGCCACCUGUAUGGUCUGGGGACAUCCUUUGUUGUGAAUGGCAAUUCAUCAGCCUCGUACACAGACAAUGGCCACACCUCAGACUCCACCUCCAACUCAUAGUGCAGCAGGGAAGACCAGCCGAGCCCCGCCCAAUCUUGUACAGACCCUCCGUGGCCCGUGGAGACUUUGCUGGCCGUGUCUGCUCCCGGUUCCCCUAAAGACUCAGCAAGGGUGUGGCACAGGGUCACCUAUGUUCCUGAGCCACACUCAUGUGUAAGCUGAUGUCCCAGUUCUUGUGUGCCCCACCAAUAAUUUUAUUAUUUCUGUUAUUUUAAAAAUGGAUGUAAAUGCCAUCCCACUUUUCUUCCUCUUUCCCUCUCUUAACUCUUGGUUGCCUUUCUAUCUGCUGUCUGUAUCAGUCCUAACAAUAUAAUGCGUGAAGUUUAGGGCAAGUAAGUAUGCAUUACAUCUGUGUUUUUAUCAGGAAAUAAAGCAUUUUCCAAACAGCUGAUUGGAAUGCCAGAUAUGAAAGAAAUCAUACUAUUUGCUAAGUUACUUUUAAACCAUCUGUAUGUGCAUCAUUCACAUCCUGACCAGAAAUCUUUCAUUGUGUUCAGAUAAACAGAGGGCCUCCAUUAUGAGAAAAUUUCAUAUAUAUAGUUUUUAACAGUUCAAAAUGUUCUUUGAAACAGUUUGCUAUAUUUACAAGAAUAUGGGGAGUUUUGUUCUAGAGGCAGGCACCUUGCUGUCUCCAGGAAACCUUAGAUAGAGCCGUAGAGACCGACAGUCUUUGAGGUGGGUUAAGAUUUAAUGUUUAGUUGGAAAAAAUACUAGUCGAAGGAUCAGUCAGCAAUUAUUUUAUACACAACUUGAAAUUUGAAAUUAUAUACACAGCACUAUUUACCAAAAUUGCUACUCAUAAAGCUAUGAUAGUAAUUAUGGUAAUUUUUUAGCCAUUCACAUUUGAGAAAAAAGUAAAAGGUAAGAAAAUGUGAAAUAGUGUAAUCAUUUUUGUUUGAGAUAUUUUGUCACUCCUAGUAGUAUUUUCCUGCCAGCCCUUCAGCACCAGCACUCAGCAGCUAGGGAAGGGGGGGGAGGUGCAGCACUGUGAGGUGUGUCCUGGAGUAGGUGCUUGGGUGUCUACUUAGUAUUACAGUAUAAUUCACCAAAGUAAUUAAAAAUGCAGUGGGGACCAUAUUAAUCUUUAGUGCUUUUCUUAUUCAUUAUUACUUUUAUUCUAAUACCAAAGACCAAUCAUGAACUCUGCAACCUCCAUAUUUUGUCAAUGUGUCACUGAAUGGAUGUUUUCACAAAGUUGAUUCUGGUAAUAUUAAUUGAGCAUUUUUUUUAUUUUUAGCCAUUGCGUGCACACACACACACACACACACAGGCACAGUUAGGAGUCUGAGUAAUUAUCUGAAAGUAACUGAAGGGCAUCUGUGGGAAACUUAAAUUAUUUAAUUUUAAAAAUCUAGAACUUGCUGAUUUUUUGUUUAAUUUUUUUUACCCUCUUCUUCGGGCUUGGCCUUUAUGUUUAGUAUGAGCACCAAUACCUAAAGAAGUUUGGGAAAUCAAGGAAAACAUGCUUGGGUUUUGAUUUCAGGAUUCAGAAUUUUUUGUUUGGCCAUAACCCUCUCAAUGCUGUUCUGCACUUAAAUCUGUUCAGUAAUGCUGACAGCAAAAUGCUUGAUCUAAGAAUGAUACUCCCUAAUGUUUCAUUGGAGUCGGUCUGUUUUCUGAUUAUUCUGUAUUUGCUUCAAUAUUUACUUUUUCUUUCAAAGCUUUAUCCUUCACUAUUCUGUGAAUAGAAAUUCAAGAGACAGGAAGAAUGACACUGCCCACUGUUAUAACUGGUGAUGUGAUAAUGAUGGUUUGAUACUGUCUCUUUGAAUUAGCCUGUCAGCAUGCAUUAGCCUCCAGCUUACAGGGAAGCAGGUAACUUGAUGAAAUAGGUUAUUAUUUGAUGAUUGACCUUCAACUAGGAGGAUGUUACUGCCUACAUUUGUUUAUGUCAGCACUGUUUUCCUCUUUAAUCUAACAGUUGUCAAGGCAACAGCUGCUGUACUCAAGAGCUACAAAUACUUUGCUUCUCUUCUGUUUCAUGCAAAUGCAUUAUUGUCAGAUAAAAUGUCUGAACAAUAAGGAAUAGUUCAGUCACAUUAUGGACCCACCUUGACUUAUUGAAAGAUUUUAUUGCAUUGAUUUAAUGACACUGAUGUUUUCCUUAGCGCAAGUCGACUCUGUUCUCGGGAGCAUGACGAGGUUUCGUUACAAAGGUGUGAGUCUCCUCAGCAGUACAAGUGAAGGUAUAAAGUUAGAAAUAUUAUCAAUGUAUUACUUCUCAACAGCAGUAAGAGUAGAACAACACGACCACACCAGCCAGAAUCACAAUUAUGAUGGACAUCAGACAUGAGAUGUGUCUAGUGGUACAAACAUUGGUGAAAGAACCACCGGACAAUAGAGAGAAAUGUGACGCAUCUCUGCUCCAACUCUGAUGUUUGGAAUAAUCAUGAUGCUGCCUGCUCGUGUCCAUGAGGAUUCAGUUGACAAGUAGCUUACUGCCUUGACCGACUGUAAAAUGUGUUUUGUAAACUAGAUGCAGCUGUAGGGGAAGUGUCUCCUUGAAGCUGUAAUAUUUUGGAUGAACUGACAUUUCUACUUCAUAUAUAACCAACCUAUUGCUAAUUUGAAUUGGCAGUGUACAAAUGAGCUUUGGAUUAUAAGCAUACAUAAGAACUUUCUGGUUGAAUGUGAUUAUUCAUCCAGACCAGAACAUAGAUGCUUGAAAGUAAUAUAAUAUAAUGGUGGACUACAGAAUACAGUGAAGAGAUGUGAAUGUUGUGUGCAAUAAGUGACAUUGACUUUUAUGGAACCGCACAAUCUAAAUGAACCUUGUAUGUGGUGAAUGUGGACACACUUGGAGAUGUAGUUUUGUAUUCUUCAGAAACUCAAGAUAAGUGUGAUGGUGAGAACAGAAGAAAUGCAUAGAAAAGUUCUUGAGUGGGAGUUUGAGAAAGGCUGUUGUGUGUCGGUCAGAAAAAUUAACAUGUUUGCAAGCUGCACAGAUUAGACCCCAUGGAUGUGCCUCAAAUGUGAUGCAAAGACUGCAACAUCACUAUCUGAGGGAGACACUUUUGCUGCCCAUUGUUACUGCAGUGUCUCCACAGCAAUAAUCUUAAGUUGAUUGUAAUGUAUGCAACAUUUAAAUUUCUUACAUAUAAAGGUCUUAAAAUUUAUUAGAAAACUUUGUAAGGGUAAAUACUCUUGUGACUUUGUUUCAUAUGUUAUAUUUUAAAUUUUGACAAAAGUUUAGGUUUACGUAAACAAAUAUGAAUGAGCAGUUGAUUAGAAUUAAACAUUGAUUUAGUGUAGGCUUCUUAAAACUCAUCAACCUUCAUGCCAGAUAUGCAAGUGACUAAUUAUCACUAACUAACUUUGGUCAUCAAAAGAUAUACUAAAAAGACUAAAUUAGCUUAGCAUUUUACACUAAAAGUGGCCCGGCCAUUAAUGUGCCUGAUGGCCAGACUUGGAGGCCUUGGACACCUAACAGCUGCUUUACUCAUCAUGAAGUUUCACUUGCAGGUAACCCAGCAUGUCCAGUUUUCAUUGUCUUGAAAGAUAAUUCAAUACGAUUAUUUGAUCAUGUAAUCACAAGGGUUGGAUGUACCAAAUGAAGGCUGUGAUAGCACUUUCCCCUUGUUGGUGUAACUAGUAAUUUUUGUGAUUUGGUGACAUGUUACAAUCAUGCUUGUUGCAGACCAAAAGUUCACCCGAGUCAUCAGCGAGGUGUCAGUCUGCUGACGUGUGUGUGAAGCACUGCGCUGCCCAGGCCUGGAGGUGAGGUAGUGUCAAAAUCAACAUGGUUGAUAUUGACGCAAAGCCUUAUAUCUUUGAAGUGGUAUGCUGAUAUUUGGUGCUCCUUCUUUACUUGACAUUUACAUUCUGUUGUCAUUUGUGACUAAAAUGUAUAUAUCUUAUGUGGAUUCCUAAUUUAAGACUUCUUUGAGGAUUUUUCAAUCACAAUCUGCAUAGAAAAUAAGUCAAAUGGUACGCACAAAAAAAACAUUAAGUAAGGAUAUGUUGCAUUUAUGAUAUUAAAAUUUUGCAAUGAUGUAUUAGGUUUUAGAUGUUCAGGAAGAGCAAGAAUGCAAGAUGACAUUUCAUAUUUUUAGUACAAAAGAAAAUAAGAAAAAAUAAACGGGUACAGUUGUAUAUGAUGAAUUUCAAGACGAGUGAUUGUUACCACAAUGGCAGAAACCUUGUUACAGACUUCAUAUCGUACCCAAAAUGCAAGGCACCAUUCCCAACAUUUCCUUUCAUGACUGUACUUUAAAAUUAAGAAUCAUAAGCCGUAUGUAUUUAAUGUCUUACCUUGAGGGUUGCAAGGGUGGAGCACACACACUGUCUUGGUGUGGUUGGCCACAGCUGUCUAGUCAAGUUUUAGGUUCAAGACAGACUGCAGGUGUCUAUGGAUUGAAAUGUUUUACUCCUUUUAGUACAUCUUUUGUUAUAUUUUUAAACCAUUCCAUUUUACUUUGUAGUUGUAAUAUCUGAUCUGGUGUACUGUUAACAAGAAAAAUGUGUUUUCAUAUAUAAAUUAAGAGUCUGCAUCAUAUCACCUCCACUAAAUUGAUGUUAUUAUUUUAUUGAUCUUUGGUGUACAUAAUUUUAAAUAUUUUAGCAGCUUGCAAACCUGGUAAUUACUAAGUAACAGCAAUGGAAAGAAUAGAUCUUGUUUUGUAACAAAGAUAUAA
Eriocheir sinensis (Chinese mitten crab) is the source of this 5933-nucleotide messenger RNA. RefSeq names its product CCR4-NOT transcription complex subunit 7-like (gene Pop2). The transcript has 7 exons. The record is from RefSeq and is a predicted model, not a curated record. Gene Ontology annotation, molecular function: poly(A)-specific ribonuclease activity; nucleic acid binding. Gene Ontology annotation, cellular component: CCR4-NOT complex; CCR4-NOT core complex; P-body. Bases 307 to 1299 code for a protein of 330 amino acids. Lineage: Eukaryota; Metazoa; Arthropoda; Malacostraca; Decapoda; Varunidae.